AUGGCUCAGUCGCUUAGAACCACACGCCUACCGCCGCUGCUGCGGCCGCUGCGGCUGCUGCUGGUAGUAGCGAUGGCGGUGUUGUGCGCGGGGGUGGCGCGGGUGAGCGGGCUAUACGAGGACCAGGUGGGGACGUACGACUGGGUGCAGCCGCGCAUAGGCGGCGUUCGCUUCGCCGCGUUCCUCACCUCCUCGCAGCGCAAGCGCGUGCUAGUCGGCACGGACAGGAACGUCAUUGCGGCCCUGAACCUCCGCACGGGGGAUGUUGCAUGGCGCCGUGUGCUAGGGGACAAGGACACUCUCCAUGCGCUGGAUAUGGGCGGCAGAUACCUCGUCACACUGUCUGGCACCGAGGCAGCAGCAGUGAGGGCGUGGGCUGUGCCCGAUGGAACCCUAGCAUGGGAAAACAUGUUGCCACUGCCUGCAGCAGCAGCAGCAGCAGCAGCAGCAGGAGGGGAUGUGACGGCGAGAUUUGUCACCAUUCCGGCCACUGACGGUUCCUCGCCAGACCGAGUGGUGGUCCUGCUUGGAUCAGCAGCAGCAGCAGAAGGAACAGGAUCAGAGCCAGCAGCAGCAACAGCAGCAUCGGAGGUGCAUUGCCUGUCGGCUGCUACGGGCGAGGUGCUCUGGUCCGCUACCCUGCCCACCCACGCCCACACCAUCUCCCUCAUCCCACACGGCUCAAUCCUCCUCACCGCCCUCUCCCCCUCCCUCUCCUUCUCCCUCACCACUCUCGAUGGCGCCUCUGGGAAGAUCACUGCCUCUGCUGCCUCUCCUCCUUCCUCCUCCUCCUCUUCCUCCUCUGCCGCGUUUCCUGGUCCUUCUACUGUGUAUGUCACGGCGAUUGGCACUGCGGUGGCUGUGGAUUCGGCUUCUGGUAACAUCCUCACUGCUGCACUGGUUACCUCUGUUACAGCGGAUGCUACAGCCGAUGCUACAGCCGCUACAGUGCAAGUGCACAGUACCCCCCUCGCCUCUCUCUUACCCAGGGAGCACUACCAGUCAGGAGUCUCUGCUUCUGUGGUGCCUGAGAAAGCUCCAGGAAGCUUUUUCUGGCUGUCUGUGCCGGAAGCUGUGUUUCUCCUGUCGGCAGGGGUGGCAGAUGGGCAGGCUGGGUCAGCAGGACAGGUGUCGCUUGUUGAUUCGUUCCCUGGACUGAGCGCUGUCAGUGCGAGCGUUGUGGGGGGAGCAGCAGGGGCAGCGGGGGCAGGAGCAGGAGGAGGAGGAGAGGGCGGAGAGAGUUUCUAUUCAGGUCUUGUGGGAUCGCAAGGCAGCAGUGACACCCUCAAGUUCCACAUGCAGGUCGAGCUGAAUCGAGCAGUUUCCCUCCUCCUUUGCUCUCUCCCUCUUCUCUCUUCGUUGCAGGUGCAGCAGCUGCUUCCCGCCCCCUCUUCCUCCCCUCUUGCCCUCCUCUCAGACUCUGUCUCUGUGGAUCAGCUGCUUCCCUCCCCCUCCUCUUCCCCACCUGCCCUUCUCUCAGACUCUGUCUCUGUGCCACCCCACCGUGUCUUUCAAUAUGUUCUUUCCCUUGCUCUCUCCCUCUUCCCUCGUCCCUGCAGGUGCAUCAGCUGCUUCCCUCCGCCUCCUCCUCCUCCCCACCUGCCCUCCUCUCAGACUCUGUCUCUGUGCCACCCCACCGCGGCCCCCCUGCCCGAGUCUUCCUUAACGCCUAUGCUCACCCUCUCUUGCUCUUCCCUCCUUCCCUCGUUCUCUUCCCUGCAGGUGCAUCAGCUGCUUCCCUCCAAUCCGCCUGCCCUCCUCUCAGACUCUGUCUCUGUGCCACCCCACCGCGGCCCUCCUGCGCGAGUCUUCCUUAACGCAUAUGCGAGGGCAGCAGGUGCAGGGGGCGGGGCAAGGGGCAAGGGGGAGAAAGCGGCGGGACAGGCGGGAGAGGGGAAGGCGGGUGCGUUUGGGUUCAGGCUGCUGGUGGUGGGAGAGGAUGACUCGCUGUCUUUGCUGCAGCAGGGCGAGGUGGUGUGGGAGCGAGAGGAAGCCCUAGCAUCAGUGGUAGCAGUGACGGUAGCAGAGCUGCCAGAAGAGGAGGAGGAGCUGUCAGUGGCAGCAGUGGAGCAUGACAUCUACGAGUGGGCUCGCACGCACGUGCUCAGAGCCAAGGCGUCCCUUAAUCUGGCUUCUGCGGAGGAGCAGGCUUUGGUGCAUCGCCUGCGCACCGCCUCCCCUGAAAAGAUCAAGCCUUUCCGGGAUAGGAAUGGGUUUCGGCGCAUUCUUCUGCUGCUGACCGCGCCAGGUGGGGGCAACAGAGGGGCAGGUGGGGGCAGUGGAGCGUCAGGUGGAAACAGCGGAAGGGGGAUGGGGAAGCUGUUUGCGCUGCAUUCAGGGGAUGGUCGGGUGCUGUGGGCUGCUGCGUUGCCCUCAGGUGGUUAUUCAGGUGGAGGGGGUGCGUCUGUGUUUUCACCUGAAGCGCUGGUGCUGUGGAGGGACCCCCACCGCAUGUCACCUGACCAAACACCUGAAGCUCUGGUGCUGCAGAUUAGGCAGCAGAAGCAGCAGGAAGGGGAGGAGAGGGAGGUUGCACAUACGGCGUUAGUGACUAUAGUGAAUGGGCACACAGGGGAUGUGCUUGAAUCGAAGGGCCUGCCGUUUGUGCCCCGUCUCGUUUCCCCCUUGCCCCUGGUGGGGAAGGAUGAGCGACGGUUGGUAAUGCUGGUAGAAAAAGUGGAGACGAACGAGGAUGAAGAGCAGAAUGAUGGGAAAGAGGAGACGGCUGGGAAAGCACAGGGACAGGAAGGGCAAGAGAAGGGAGGUGCAGCAGCAGGAGGGGGGAAGGCGCGGCGGUAUGAGCCUGUGCGGGUGCAUGUGUUCCCAGGGACGGAGGAGGCGAGGGGGCUGUUUGAAGGGCACAAAAAGGAGGUGUUCUUUUACCUGGUGGACGCUGUAACGGGGGCAGUGGAAGGGUAUUGCAUUGGAGAGGAGGUGAAGGAUGAGGCUGGGAGUGGUGGGAGCGGCGGGAGGAGCGAUGGUGGGAGGUUGGGAGGUGGUGUGGUGUAUGGAGCAGUGUUGGUGUGGCGGGUGGUUCUUCCAGCUGAUUCGGAGAUCGUUUCAGCCAUUGCUGCGCCUAAGAGAGAGGAGUCCCAGCACACACAAGUGCGAGCCCUGGGCGAUCGCAGCGUGCAGUUCAAGCUACUUUCCAAGAACCUGCUCUUUCUCGCCACCACCACGCCUCCUGCCGCCGCUGCUGCUUCUGCUUCUGGUUCUGGGGAGGAGGAGGGGGGAGCGGUGGUGGUGUAUCUGGUUGACACGGUGGGAGGGCAGGUGGUGGAGCGGGUGGUGCAUCAGGGAAUGCAAGGGCCGGUGCACGCGGUGAGUGUAAGGGGUUUGCACAGGGUUUGGGGUUGCCACGAGUGCAGGGGGUCGGGAGGGGAGGAGGGGGGAGCGGUGGUGGUGUAUCUGGUUGAUACGGUGGGAGGGCAGGUGGUGGAGAGGGUGGUGCAUGCGGGCAUGCAGGGACCCGUGCACGCGGUUAUGGCAGAAAACUGGGUGGUAUACCAUUACUUCAACCCUGCUGCAUCUCGCUAUGAAGUAUCCACUAUAGAGCUCCUCGAUACCUCGCUGAAGGAUGUUCCUGUUAUAGACUACCUCAAAUAUGGACUCAGCAUCCCUGGAUCGUCCAACCUCACUGCCCCGCUUUCUGCCUCGGAAAUUGCCUGGGGAAGGGUGAAGCGGCUGAGGCAGAGUUACUAUUUCCCCUACGCGUUGAGGUGUAUUUUGGUGACUUCCACCCUUGCGGGGAUCACAAACAAGCAUGUCCUCUUCGGCACGGCACUCGAUCAGGUCUUGGCUCUCGACCGUCGAUUCCUGGAUCCUCGCAGGGUGCCCGAGCCGUCACAGCAGGACAAGGAGGCGGGCAUCAUGCCUUAUAGCGAGUCGUUGCCUGCUCCGGGGCAGGCUUAUCUCACCCAUCGCUACCGCAUCGAGGGUCUGAAGCACAUUCUCUCCUUCCCCACACGGCUCGAGUCCACCACGCUUGUCCUAGCUCACGGGCUGGACCUCUUCUUUGUUCGCACCGCCCCCUCGCGAGUCUUUGACUCCCUGGGAGAGGAUUUCAGCUUCGCGCUGCUGCUGGGGACCAUUGCUGUGCUGUCGAUCGCGAUUCUGGUUACGUGGGGGCUGUCCCGCAAACAGGAGCUGAAGCAGCGGUGGAAGUGA
Molecule: messenger RNA, 4167 nt
Organism: Closterium sp. Naga37s-1
Lineage: Eukaryota; Viridiplantae; Streptophyta; Zygnematophyceae; Desmidiales; Closteriaceae
Source: the annotation of a GenBank genome assembly